Messenger RNA from Paramuricea clavata, 1347 nucleotides. The record is from the annotation of a GenBank genome assembly. Lineage: Eukaryota; Metazoa; Cnidaria; Anthozoa; Malacalcyonacea; Plexauridae.
AUCCUAAGCAACCUCAUCACAACAGGUAAAUGGCAUUUAAUAGACACUCUAGACAUACAAUCCAAUCCCAAUGUAAAGGUUUUGGACUUGAAAGCAUGUGAGAAAAUUAAAACAGAACUUACACUAAACGAGCAUGAUGGAAUUAUAUUACGAGGUUCGCUAAUUGUGCUUCCAGAAAGCCUUAGACUAAAGGCUGUUCAAAUUGCUCAUGAAGGCCACCAAGGGCUAGUAAAAACUAAACAGUUGUUGCGAGAAAAGGUUUGGUAUCCAGGUAUAGACAAGCUUGCUAAGCACACAGUGGAUACUUGUUUGUUAUGUCAGGCAAAUGGACCAAACAGUCACCAAGAACCACUGCGAAUGACGACGCUGCCUCCCCAACCCUGGCAUACAGUGAACAUUGAUUUUUGUGGACCAUUUCUAGGUGGUUCAUAUCUGUUAGUGAUUAUUGAUGCAUAUUCACGAUUUCCAGAGGUGGAAAUUGUAAGUUCAACAUCUGCAAAAUCAACAAUAUUGAAACUUGAACGAAUUUUUGCCACACAUGGUAUUCCAAAGGUGUUAAAGAGUGAUAACGGUCCACCAUUCCAGAGCCAUGAAUUUAGUCGGUACUUGAAAGAACUCGGCAUUAAACAUAAACCAAGCUCACCAUUAUGGCCCCAAGGAAAUGGACAAGCCGAGAACUUUAUGAAACCACUUGUAAAGGCUGUGAAAUCUGCCCAUCAUGAAAACAAAGAUUGGAAACGUGAAAUGUUUAAAUUUUUGCUCAACUACAGAGCUACCCCACAUUCCACCACUGGCAAGUCACCGUCCGAGUUGCUAUACAACCGUAAGAUUCAAACAAAAUUACCUCAAGUGACAGUCGAAAAUGAUUCUUCACUUCAUCAAGAGGUGAAAGAGAGAGAUGAAAGGUUGAAAAAGAACCAAAAAGAAUAUGCUGAUUCCAAAAGAAGAGUUAAGUGUGCUGACAUCAAGAAAAGUGAUUUAGUUUUGGUGCGGCAACCGAAAGCAAAUAAAAUGUCCACAAAAUACGAUCCAAUACCAUAUGAAGUCACAAAUCGCCGUGGGAACAGAAUCACAGCAAUUAGGAAUGGGAAAUAUAUAACUCGGAACAUUUCGUUCUUUAAAAAGUAUCACCCCAGACAUGGCAGAUCGUUGGAGUCAACAGAGAUAAUGGAUGAAGAAAAUUAUUCCUCAGAUGAAGAUGUCCACGAAGAGCAUGAACAGUAUGAUGGACUGAGACAGAAUGAUCGUCCGCGGCAGAACAAUGGUCAGAGACAAGAUGAUGGUCCGAGAUAUCCGGCAAGAGAAAGACAGCGGGUGUACAGACAUGGAAAUAACAUUUAUGAUUGA